GGCGCGGCACGGGAGGGCGGGGAAACCAGCAAUUUCCGCUUCCGGUCCGUCGCCCCUUUCGGUUGCUUCCCGUCUCCUCGGCGGCUCCCCUCCCCCGCCCGGCUCUCCGCGCCCCUUUUGGGCGGCGGGGCGGCGGAGCCGUCGGCGUGCGGUCCCCCGUUGCGUUCGUGAGUGCGCCCGUGGCGCCUCCUGGUCCGCCGCCCGGGGCCCGGCGCACGCCCCGCGACACCGAGGCCGAGCGGGGCAGGGGGCUGACCGCCAUGACCCCCCAGAGCCCGGCGUGAGGGGGCCGAGCCCAUGUCCCACUUGUGUUUCCAGAGGUCCUGUUCCUCUCUCAGAUGCGGUGACCUGCCAGCGCCUGCCGCAGCCUUCGUCCGGGAGUCGCCGCGUCUCUCCACGCAUCAGGGGCCCUGUGCCCCUUGCUGCUGCAGCCAGGCACCAUGUCGACCUCGUCCUUGAGGCGCCAGAUGAAGAACAUUGUCCACAACUACUCAGAGGCGGAGAUCAAGGUUCGAGAGGCCACGAGCAAUGACCCCUGGGGUCCGUCCAGCUCCCUCAUGUCAGAGAUUGCCGACCUCACCUACAAUGUCGUCGCCUUCUCGGAGAUCAUGAGCAUGAUCUGGAAGCGGCUCAACGACCAUGGCAAGAACUGGCGGCACGUCUACAAGGCCAUGACGCUGAUGGAGUACCUCAUCAAGACCGGCUCAGAGCGCGUGUCACAGCAGUGCAAGGAGAACAUGUACGCUGUGCAGACGCUGAAGGACUUCCAGUAUGUGGACCGCGACGGCAAGGACCAGGGCGUGAACGUGCGCGAGAAAGCCAAGCAGCUGGUGGCCCUGCUGCGCGAUGAGGACCGGCUGCGGGAGGAGCGGGCACAUGCACUCAAGACCAAGGAAAAGCUGGCACAGACCGCCACGGCCUCAUCAGCAGCUGUGGGCUCGGGCCCCCCUCCUGAGGCGGAGCAGGCAUGGCCACAGAGCAGUGGGGAGGAGGAGCUGCAGCUCCAGCUGGCCCUGGCCAUGAGCAAGGAGGAGGCUGACCAGCCCCCAUCCUGCGGUCCCGAGGACGACGCCCAGCUCCAGCUGGCCCUUAGUUUGAGCCGAGAAGAGCAUGAUAAGGAGGAGCGGAUCCGUCGCGGGGAUGACUUGCGGCUGCAGAUGGCGAUCGAGGAGAGCAAGAGAGAGACUGGGGGCAAGGAGGAGUCGUCCCUCAUGGACCUUGCUGACGUCUUCACGGCCCCAGCUCCUCCCCCAACCACAGACCCCUGGGGGGGCCCAGCACCCAUGGCUGCUGCCGUCCCCACGGCUGCCCCCACCUCGGAUCCCUGGGGCGGCCCCCCUGUCCCUCCGGCUGCUGAUCCCUGGGGAGGUCCGGCCCCCACGCCAGCCUCUGGGGACCCCUGGAGGCCUGCUGCCCCUGCAGGACCCUCAGUUGACCCUUGGGGUGGGACCCCAGCCCCUGCAGCUGGGGAGGGGCCCACGCCGGAUCCAUGGGGAAGUUCCGAUGGUGGGGUCCCGGUCAGUGGACCCUCGGCCUCCGAUCCCUGGACACCGGCUCCAGCCUUCUCAGACCCCUGGGGAGGGUCCCCUGCCAAACCCAGCACCAAUGGCACCACAGCCACUGGGGGAUUCGACAUGGAGCCCGACGAGUUCUCUGACUUCGACCGACUCCGCACGGCACUGCCGACCUCCGGGAGCAGCGCGGGAGAGCUGGAGCUGCUGGCAGGAGAGGUCCCGGCCCGAAGCCCUGGGGCGUUUGACAUGAGUGGGGUCAGGGGAUCUCUGGCUGAGGCUGUGGGCAGCCCCCCACCUGCAGCCACACCAACUCCCACGCCCCCCACCCGGAAGACACCGGAGUCAUUCCUGGGGCCCAAUGCAGCCCUCGUCGACCUGGACUCGCUGGUGAGCCGGCCAGGCCCCACGCCGUCUGGAGCCAAGGCCUCCAACCCCUUCCUGCCAGGCGGAGGCCCAGCCACUGGCCCCUCUGUCACCAACCCCUUCCAGCCCGCGCCCCCUGCGACGCUAACCCUGAACCAGCUCCGUCUCAGUCCUGUGCCUCCUGUCCCUGGAGCGCCACCCACGUACAUCUCUCCUCUUGGCGGGGGCCCUGGCCUGCCCCCCAUGAUGCCCCCAGGCCCCCCGGCCCCCAACACUAACCCCUUCCUCCUAUAAUCCAGGGCGGAAGGGGGCCUGGCUCCAUCCGGCUGCCCCAUUCUGGCUCCCUGGGAGAUCAGUGUUGUGAGUGCAUGUGAAAUGGGGGAUCCCUGCCCCCAGUGCCCUUCCCCCUCCUGGGGCCCACUCACACUACACCCUCUUCCUUUCCCACCCCACCUCCCCGGAGAGAAACUGGACUUGGGGCCUGGGGAGGGGAGCUGGCCAGAGGAGGACCCCUUUCCCGUGGCAUUAGAAGGGGGAGGGGCGGCUGGGGCCCCCACCCAUUCCCCCUCCCUCCAAACUCUCAACCCCCAGUCAGUGUUUGAGCCUCCUUGUUCCCCUCACGCACCCCCCCACGCACCCUUGGUGAAUCCUUGGUGAUGAUUUUGGCAACUUGGGGAAUAAAUGGCAAUUCCCACGGGCUUGGC
Molecule: messenger RNA, 2581 nt
Organism: Rhinopithecus roxellana (golden snub-nosed monkey)
Lineage: Eukaryota; Metazoa; Chordata; Mammalia; Primates; Cercopithecidae
Gene: EPN1
Product: epsin 1
Exons: 11
Coding region: 441-2171 (576 amino acids)
Biological process (GO): endocytosis
Cellular component (GO): plasma membrane; clathrin vesicle coat; endosome
Molecular function (GO): phospholipid binding; clathrin binding
Source: RefSeq, a predicted model, not a curated record